AUGCCUCUUGGAUUGAAAGUUCCGAAAAUUGGGUCGGCUAGCAGCUCUACCGUGUCUUCCACCGCCACAUCGGCCCCAGUUUCCAGCAACACCGACGAUAUCGAUGAGGUUGAUGACCAGGGUCAAUCCAUCUUGAUGGGAAUCAUCUCGCAAUUGAGACCAGGAAUGGACUUAUCGAGAAUCACUUUCCCAACCUUCAUUCUCGAAAGAAAGUCGAUGUUGGAAAGAAUCACAAACCAAUUGCAGCAACCAGAUAUUGUUUUAGAAGCCCACGCCACAGCAGACCCGGUGCAAAGAUUCUUACUUGUGGUCAAGUGGUACUUGUCUGGCUGGCACAUUGCUCCGAAAGCCGUGAAAAAGCCAUUGAACCCGGUGCUUGGUGAACAUUUCACCGCCUAUUGGGAUUUACCUAAUGGCCAAAAAGCGUUUUACAUUUCUGAGCAAACUUGUCAUCACCCUCCAAAAUCGUCUUAUUUCUACAUGAUCCCAGAAUCUCACAUCAGAGUCGAUGGUACUGCCAUUCCUAAGUCAAGGUUCUUGGGUAAUUCGACAGCUGCCAUCAUGGAUGGGGUCUCAAUUCUUAAAUUCUUAGACAUCAAAGACUCCGAAGGAGCCCCAGAAACAUAUACUUUAACUCAGCCAAAUAUGUACGCCAGAGGGAUUCUAUUUGGGAAAUUAAAGCUCGAGAUGGGUGAUCAUAUGAUUGUCACUUGCCCAGUCACAGGCAUGUCCGCCGAUAUUGAAUUCAUCACCAAAGGUUUUAUAUCUGGUACUUAUGACGCCAUAAAGGGUACAGUAAAGAAAGAUAAUGAGGCAUUAUACGAAAUUUCUGGUAAAUGGAAUGAAAAGAUGCACAUAAAGGACUUGAAGACCAAGAAGACUAGCUUAUUUUUAGAUACCACGGUUGCCGUUCCUUUAGCUCCUAAGGUCCGCCCAAUGGAAGAACAAGGAGAUUUUGAAUCAAGAAAACUUUGGCACAAGGUGGUUACUGCUUUGGGUGAACGUGAUCAUGAAGCAGCAACUGAUGAGAAAUUCAAGAUUGAAAAUUAUCAACGAGAAUUAGCUAAGAAAAGAGUGGAAGAUGACGUGGAGUUCCACCCUAAAUUGUUUAAGACCGUGUCAAACUAUGAUCCUUCAGAUAAAAAUCAAGUGGAGUUUGUCAUUUAUAAGAAUAUUUCUGAAGAUGCCGAUCCUCAGACCCAAAUUAAUGAGAUCUUAUCCAUUGCUCCAAUUUUGCCAGGUCAAGAGUUUACCGAAGAAUUCAACAUCCCUGCUUAUGAAAAGCAUAAAAGCGAAACUACUGCUACUGCCACAACGAGCGCUGCUGAUCCGGUACCUUCUCCAACUGUGUAA
Molecule: messenger RNA, 1353 nt
Organism: Saccharomycopsis crataegensis
Lineage: Eukaryota; Fungi; Ascomycota; Saccharomycetes; Ascoideales; Saccharomycopsidaceae
Product: OSBP family protein
Exons: 1
Coding region: 1-1353 (450 amino acids)
Biological process (GO): piecemeal microautophagy of the nucleus; maintenance of cell polarity; exocytosis
Cellular component (GO): cytosol; membrane; intracellular membrane-bounded organelle
Molecular function (GO): sterol binding
Source: RefSeq, a predicted model, not a curated record